Molecule: messenger RNA, 992 nt
Organism: Harpegnathos saltator (Jerdon's jumping ant)
Lineage: Eukaryota; Metazoa; Arthropoda; Insecta; Hymenoptera; Formicidae
Product: extensin-2
Exons: 2
Coding region: 154-912 (252 amino acids)
Source: RefSeq, a predicted model, not a curated record
GGAGGUCGCCUAUAGUAGCGAUAGCGAUAAUUGAGUUUUCUCGCGGAGUGUCAUCCAUGCGAAGUGACUUCAUAAAAAUAUGGCGCGUUCGCGACGACAGAGUCAGUUGGGUUUCCAUUUUGAUCCUGCUUAGGAUACGUGUGACUUUCCACGAUGUAUCUCCUCGCGCUCAUUCUCGUUCCUGCGAUAAUAUCGUACGUUAUACUGACGGCGAAGGGUUCUAUAUUGGAAGACAUCGACUUUCUGAGAGAUGCCGAUGUGAAGAGUAUGAGUCAACUUUCUGGAAACAAGCACGAUUCACUGCCCGCUCACUUUUAUGAGCAAAUGUAUCGUCAUGACAGCGAGGAUAGGCACGAUUUUCCGUUUUAUGUCGCUCGCAGACAAUACGGCAGCGGGAAUAAGUACGAUCCACCACCCUAUUACUCACGCAGGCAGAUCGAUAAUUACGGCAACGGAAAUAAGUACGAUCCACCACCGUACUACUCUCGAAGACAGAGUGACGACGGAAGCAAGUACGACCCGCUACCGUACUAUUCUCGAAGACAGAAUGACGACGGAAGCAAGUACGACCCGCCACCUUAUUACUCACGCAGGCAGAUUGAUAAUUACGGCAACGGAAAUAAGUACGAUCCACCACCGUACUACUCUCGAAGACAGAGUGACGACGGAAGCAAGUACGACCCGCCACCGUACUAUUCUCGAAGACAGAAUGACGACGGGAGCAAGUACGACCCGCCACCGUACUAUUCUCGAAGACAGAGUGACGACGGAAGCAAGUACGAUCCGCCACCGUACUAUUCUCGAAGACAGAAUGACGACGGAAGCAAGUACGACCCGCCACCGUACUACUCUCGAAGACAGAGAGACGGCGGAAGCAAGUACGAUCCGCCACCGUACUACUCUCGCAGAUAGAAUGACGACGACAGCAGGAACAAGUAUGCUCCGUUUCAUUACUGUUGUCGCAGGCAGGACGAUGGAUAGGCCAAAGGGAA